AACUGUAGUCCUUUACUUACUCGAUUCGGUCCCGUCGAAUUAUUGAUUCUUGGAAAUCCACAUCCAAGUUUCGUGCCUCAGAACACUGAUCCUGAGAAUCCUUCCUCGAAGGAACCUUAACAACCCUCUGAACCAAUAACCAUGCUUCUAUUUCUUGACCUCAUCGUCCCAUUAACGUUCGUUCUUCUCUCUACCCACGAGCGCGGCGCAGAGCCACCAAUGAGGGUCCUUAGCUUUUUAUACGGCGAUCAGCGUCUUCGAAGCCUCAACCCUUGCUGUGCAUUACUUAUGUUUCUUGCUCGCAUCCAACUUUGGUCAAAUUCUAUGAUACCACCCCCAUCGUACACACAAAACACAGCGUCGAUAGUCACUCCAGAGACAGAAACAGAAACAGAAAGGCUUUUAGGUCAGUUGCACAUGCAGAACAGUCGUGAAGGUAUAACACUUUUCAACUUGUCACGUGCACAUUCUACUAGUGCGCAACGGCACCCCUGAUGCCUACUAAUCUUUAUCUUAACUUGGUUAUACUUUUGCGCGCUGUAUCGCACCAGGGCACGCCAUGUGUCGACGCAGGGUCGGAAUGUUUGUCAAGCAAUCUUCUCGUAC
Messenger RNA from Suillus plorans, 606 nucleotides. RefSeq lists its product as uncharacterized. The transcript has a single exon. Lineage: Eukaryota; Fungi; Basidiomycota; Agaricomycetes; Boletales; Suillaceae. The record is from RefSeq and is a predicted model, not a curated record. Bases 142 to 495 code for a protein of 117 amino acids.